AUGAUGGUUGUUAACUACCGGCGUGGCUCGUCCGGUGGCGGGAAUUCUGACGACCAAUCAGAACCUCCGGACGAGGCACUAAGCACCAAUAGAAACUCGGGCAAAGAAAGAGACUGUAGGAAAGAAUUAGAAGAAUUGAAGAAAGACUUGACUGUUCUUCAGUUUCAUCAGUCAUUCAUCUGUUCAUCUGUUCAUCAGUCCUCGUCUGUCUUGAAUCAAACUAACACCUGCACGCCUCUACACCAAGUGAAUCAAACUAACACCUGCACACCUCUACACCAAGUGAAUCAAACUAACACCUGCACACCUCUACACCAAGUGAAUCAAACUAACACCUGCACACCUCUACACCAAGUGCAUCAAACUAACACCUGCACGCCUCUACACCAAGUGCAUCAAACUAACACCUGCACACCUCUACACCAAGUGCAUCAAACUAACACCUGCACACCUCUACACCAAGUGCAUCAAACUAACACCUGCACGCCUCUACACCAAGUGCAUCAAACUAACACCUGCACGCCUCUACACCAAGUGAAUCAAACCAACACCUGCACGCCUCUACACCAAGUGAAUCAAACCAACACCUGCACGCCUCUACACCAAGUGAAUCAAACCAACACCUACACGCCUCUACACCAAGUGAAUCAAACCAACACCUACACGCCUCUACACCAAGUGAAUCAAACCAACACCUACACGCCUCUACACCAAGUGAAUCAAACCAACACCUACACACCUCUACACCAAGUGCAUCAAACUAACACCUGCACACCUCUACACCAAGUGAAUCAAACCAACACCUGCACGCCUCUACACCAAGUGAAUCAAACUAACACCUGCACACCUCUACACCAAGUGCAUCAAACUAACACCUGCACACCUCUACACCAAGUGCAUCAAACUAACACCUGCACACCUCUACACCAAGUGCAUCAAACUAACACCUACACGCCUCUACACCAAGUGAAUCAAACCAACACCUGCACACCUCUACACCAAGUGCAUCAAACUAACACCUGCACACCUCUACACCAAGUGCAUCAAACUAACACCUACACGCCUCUACACCAAGUGAAUCAAACCAACACCUGCACACCUCUACACCAAGUGCAUCAAACUAACACCUGCACACCUCUACACCAAGUGCAUCAAACUAACACCUGCACGCCUCUACACCAAGUGCAUCAAACUAACACCUACACGCCUCUACACCAAGUGAAUCAAACUAACACCUGCACGCCUCUACACCAAGUGAAUCAAACUAACACCUACACGCCUCUACACCAAGUGCAUCAAACCAACACCUGCACGCCUCUACACCAAGUGAAUCAAACUAACACCUGCACGCCUCUACACCAAGUGAAUCAAACUAACACCUGCACGCCUCUACACCAAGUGAAUCAAACUAACACCUGCACGCCUCUACACCAAGUGAAUCAAACCAACACCUACACGCCUCUACACCAAGUGAAUCAAACUAACACCUACACUCCUCUACACCAAGUGAAUCAAACCAACACCUACACUCCUCUACACCAAAGGUCAGGUCAAAGGCCAACAAAGGUCAAGAUGGAUAAGAUCCAGACCCAGUCAAGAGGUGUUCAAGGGCCAGCCAAAGAUCGGUCAAAGUGUGCUGAAGACCCAGUCAAGUGCUGGACAAGGUCCAGCUAG
Messenger RNA from Procambarus clarkii (red swamp crayfish), 1674 nucleotides. The record is from RefSeq and is a predicted model, not a curated record. Lineage: Eukaryota; Metazoa; Arthropoda; Malacostraca; Decapoda; Cambaridae.